AUGGCCCUCCGGAGGAUUUUAUUCUUAAGCAAACUAAACCUCUGCAAGCCUCGCAGCUGUCCAGGUUACGCCGUCAACAAUCUACCUGCUUUAGGUCGCAAUCCGAAGCUCUCGGAACGGUGCUUCCAACAUUUAUUCGGUUGCGCCCGCGCCCCGACAGCGCUGACCCGGUACUCGCGCCCCGCGGCCGGCCGCGUCGUGUGUGUGCGUCUCCCGGGACAACUUCCAGCCAGCGCUUCGCUCUCCGGAGCUCGGGGGCGGUUAUUUGGACAAAGCCGGAGGCUCACGGUGGGGGCCAAUCGAAGGUCUAGAAAACCUAUAUGCAAAUCUGGGCACCCCAAAUUAGGAGGAGUCGGGGUUCGGGAAUCAGGGGGUGGUCGGGCCGUUUGCCAGAGCGAGGUGGGGCGCGAAGGUUGGCAUUGCGAGCCAGCGAUACUGACCGCCCUGCGGGGCGACAAGGGGGGGAAGGAAUCGGGUGGCUGGUAUUUCCCCAGAGCCUCCACCGAAGCUUGGAAGAAGCGCAGACGGCAGCCUCAGAAAGAGGUUGGCACCGAGGAGCGGGCCAACAGUUCUGCGGAAGACCAGACGGAACAUAUCACCCCUGGCUUUGUGAGAGAGAACUCGGGGACGCAGAAAGGGCUUCAGAAUGCCCAGCAGCAAGGCAAGAAGAGGAGGAAGAAAAAGAGAUGAUUGGUGAUCAACUUAUCCAGCUGCCGCUAUGAGAGUGUGAAAAGAGCGAGUAUGGCCUACGGGAGGGCGGGGGAAAGUGACGACUGGACCCUCUACUGGACUGACUUCUCAGUGUCUCUGGAGCGGGUGAUGGAGAUGAAAAGUUACCAGAAAAUCAAUCACUUCCCGGUGAAUGAAAUCUGCCGCAAGGACUUGCUGGCCAGGAAUAUGAACCGCAUGUUAAAGAUGUUUCCCCAAAGAUUUUCACUUUUUCCCAGGACCUGGUGUCUUCCUGUUGAUUGGGGAGAUUUGCAGAACUAUAGUAGAUCCCGAAAAAGUAAGACCUACAUUUGCAAGCCGGAUUCGGGCUGCCAGGGGAGAGGUAUAUUCAUCACACGGACUGUGAAAGAAAUCAAACCUGGGGAGGAUAUGAUCUGUCAGCUCUAUAUUUCAAAGCCCUUCAUCAUUGACGGGUUCAAGUUCGACCUUCGGAUUUAUGUGCUGAUAACCUCCUGUGAUCCCCUCAGGAUUUUUGUGUACAAUGAGGGAUUGGCCCGCUUCGCCACAACCUCCUACUCCUACCCUUGCAUGGACAACCUGGAUGAUAUCUGCAUGCACCUGACUAAUUAUUCCAUCAAUAAGCACAGCUCCAAUUUCAUCCAAGAUGACCACUCUGGAAGCAAAAGAAAGCUCUCCACCUUCAACACGUUCAUGGAGGACCACGGCUAUGAUGUGAAGCAGAUCUGGAGAGACAUCGAGGACGUCAUUAUCAAGACGAUCAUCUCGGCGCACCUCAUCAAGCACAACUAUCACACCUGCUUCCCCCACCACACUGUCAACAGCGCCUGCUUUGAGAUUUUGGGCUUCGACAUUUUGUUGGACCACAAGCUUAAGCCCUGGCUGCUGGAGGUCAACCAUUCCCCCAGCUUCUCCACCGAUUCCUGGCUGGACAAGGAGGUGAAGGACAGUCUGCUCUAUGACACAUUGGUACUCAUCAAUCUGGGCAACUGUGACAAGAAGAAAGUGUUGGAGGUGGAGCGACAGCGGGGGCGAUGCCUGCAGCAGUGUCGUUCUCGGGAGACCAGGAUGAGGAAGUGAAGAGUUUUCCAGGCCAUGCAGCUGGAGAAGACGGAGAAGUAUGAGAAGGAGCACUGUGGUUUCCGCCUCAUCUACCCUGGUCAGAAUCCAGACAAGUAUGAGAACUUUUUCCAGGACAACAACUCAAUCUUCCAGAAUAUCGAUUGCCUCCAGGCUCGGGAACUGUAUGCCCGGCAACUGAUCCAGGACUUGAAGCUCAAACAGCAAAAACAGUUGUUCCAGAAGAGGGAGAAGAAGGUGGAGACGCAGGGCGAGUCUGCGGGUGAGCAGGUGCGGGGCAAGAGCUCCGGAAGCUGGCGGCCCAAACCGCAGCUGAAAUACAAGACCAUCACGGCCACCUCCAAACAAACUGUGUUUGGUUUCCUCCAGCUGAUGACACUUAUGCCCUGCACACCUGAAGUGCCCUCGGGUGUCACAGACAAAGAGAGAAGCGACACUACUGGCAGCAUCAGCCCGGAGGCCCCCGAGGGACAAGCUGGUCUUGCUCCCCACACACCCCCACCUUUGAAGCUUUGCAGUACCGUGGCUGGCCAGAGAAACUCAAGUGAGAACUCCAGGCCAGCCUCGGUGGGGACCACCCUCACCAGCACCUCGAUGAAUUCCACUCAUGAGGGGGUGCGUAUGGGCAAUCAGGGACAGGAAACGGAAAAGGUAUAA
Molecule: messenger RNA, 2424 nt
Organism: Suncus etruscus (white-toothed pygmy shrew)
Lineage: Eukaryota; Metazoa; Chordata; Mammalia; Eulipotyphla; Soricidae
Gene: TTLL6
Product: tubulin tyrosine ligase like 6
Biological process (GO): protein polyglutamylation; microtubule cytoskeleton organization
Cellular component (GO): cilium
Molecular function (GO): tubulin binding; tubulin-glutamic acid ligase activity
Source: RefSeq, a predicted model, not a curated record